GUAGAAGUUACGCUACACUGCGCUAUUUGAAGGCUAUCUGAUAGCGCAUGUGACCUGAUUUCUCAAGGAUUUUUGCGUUGCGGUCAUUGUCUGCUAACGUAGCAUACCAGUAAUUCAUUUCACUGUUAAACAGAGGUUCUUAGUUAUUUAUUAACAAUGCAGGCCAGCCCUUCCGGCGGCAUGCUGGCCGUUCGCCUAGCCUCGCAUGCGAUGGCGGCCUGCUCUUUCGCUGCGUCCCUUCGGCCUGGGCUCGCGGAGCUAUCUCUUUGGCGCACGGCAUCUACUUCAGCAUCCCCAGAUGCUGCGGAAUCCGGGUCUUCAGCAGUCCCCACCCUGACCGCUGAGCAGCGCCAGCAGCUGCCCCGCCUGCUCUCCCUGCUUGACCGCCCCGGCACCUCCGCGCACCGCCUGGGCGCCCUCACCUCCCUCGCCGCCUCCUACCGCGACCUCUCCGUCUCCCUCUCCGCCCUCCACAUGCGCCACAUCAGCCUCAACCCCCUCACGGCCUCCGAGGCCGACUACACCGCCACACAGGAAGUCCGGGCCAGACUCAGCGCCCGCACCCCCGCCCCUUCCCCCGACUCCUCCUCCUCCUCCCCCUCCACUGACCCCUCCUCCCCCGCCCCCUCCUCCGCCUCACCCCGCCGCGGCACCUUCCUGCCCCUCCGCGACGUCAGCCUGCUGCCCGAGGACGUGCAGGUGGACGGAGUCACCCCCGCCCCCGCCCAGCCGGCCCUGCACCCCGAGCACAUGGACAAGGUGAGCUGCUGGGCGGCCCUGCAGCCGCCCCACCUGGAGAUGAGCCACCAGCUGCAGACGGGGGUCAGCCUGUUCCCGCCGAGCGAGGCGGCGCACCCCACCUACGUGGACAUGGACGCGGCGCUGCGGCUGCUGGCGCACCACCGGAGCGGCAAGCGGCUGCGGCUGCAGCGGCGGCUGCUGAGGCGGCAGGACAAGUACCAGAUGAAGACGUGGGAGCACCACGCUGGGGAGGCGUGAGGGGGG
Messenger RNA from Astrephomene gubernaculifera, 1005 nucleotides. The record is from the annotation of a GenBank genome assembly. NCBI's taxonomy places the organism in Eukaryota, Viridiplantae, Chlorophyta, Chlorophyceae, Chlamydomonadales, Astrephomenaceae.